GCCCAGGGGCCGGGGCAGAGGCCCCGCCGGAGUCGCCCGGGAAGGGGGUCCGGGGUAGGCGGGAGGACGCCCGCAAGCGGAGGGCUGCCCGGCUUCACUGCCACCGCUGGCCGCCGCGGGGCCGUGCUGCCGGCCGCAUGGCCCGUUCCCGGACCCGAACUCGGGGCCCCCGCUUUUUCUCCCCUCCGAUACGUCGGCGCUAUUGUCCAGGCCCGGCGAGCCCCGCGGCCCCGAGGGGGCGCGUAGCGCUUCGCAGCCUCCCGCCCCGCCGCUAUAGGAAGUCGGGGCGCCGGUCACUGCCCUGCUCCCGCCUCCACCAUGAUGUCCGCGAAGCCGCUUCCCGCGCCACCGCCGCCUCCUCAGGCCGCCGCCGCCAUGUUUUCCUUCCUUCUACCUGGCCCUGCCAGCGCAGCCGGUGGCUCUGCCCCUCUCGCCUGCUUCAAGUGUCCGACGCCGAGGGGCGUCUGCUCCUGCUGCCGGCGCCUCCGCUGCGCGGGCGACUCCUAGAGCCCCCAGGCGCCGAGCGCUCCAGGCCUAUUGGAAGUCUCUUUCCUCCGCCGCUGCCACCGCCUCUUCCGUCUUCCUCACGGAGCCAAAGCCGCCGCCAUCUUGGUUCGCCCCUCAAUAGCGGCGCGCGGGGCCACCCAGGCAGCCGCUGCAGGGGCGGCCCGCUGACCCCACCAUUUAAAGAGACAGGAGCGAGGCCGAGAGCCUCGCAGCGUCGAAGGCCUAGGACGGAGGCGGGAGGCGGGCGCGGAGUUGCCGAGGUGGCGGGAGCACAGGGUGCGGAGGAGGGGGAAACGCUGGUCGCGCCGGUGACGGCCGGGGCUCCCUCGUGCUCCCAGCACGCACCGUCGUGCGAGUACGGGGCGGCGUGUGCGUGCGUCGCGCCCUGUGUGCGUCAUCAGCCCCGCUCGGGGAUUUGGCAAGGGCGUGGGGCCCGCCUCCGGCGGAGCGAGCGGUCCUGCGUUCUCUGCCCGCGGCGCGCUCGGUGUCGGGCGUUCUUCUGAUGGCCUGCUGCAGUCUGCUGUGGCUCGCUGUCCGCCCGCCCGCCCAGCCGCUUCGGCCUGCGGCUCUUAGGCACGUCCACCUCUACGACCGUCUUUUCCUGGCCUCCUUUGGGCCUGGGCUCGGAACCUGAGCGCGGGGUGGUGGCGGCUGUCCUUCGGCAGGAAACCUUCUGGGGAAGGCCGCAGGUUUAGGCCGAGCGGCCAGCGGCUCGCCUUGGGAGCUGCAGUGGCGUGGCGAGCCUAGAAACGAGGGACAGUUUGCAUUUUCUGAGCCUGAGGUCAAGCCCGGAAAGUGACAAGUCUGAGACCUCACCUUACAAUUCAGCCACGGGCAUCCAUUUCUUUAUCCCUUAUGAGAACAAGGAAAGAAUAAA
Molecule: messenger RNA, 1384 nt
Organism: Phyllostomus discolor (pale spear-nosed bat)
Lineage: Eukaryota; Metazoa; Chordata; Mammalia; Chiroptera; Phyllostomidae
Product: serine/arginine repetitive matrix protein 1-like
Exons: 2
Coding region: 138-1010 (290 amino acids)
Source: RefSeq, a predicted model, not a curated record